Messenger RNA from Biomphalaria glabrata, 1480 nucleotides. Its product is annotated as glutamic acid-rich protein-like. NCBI's taxonomy places the organism in Eukaryota, Metazoa, Mollusca, Gastropoda, Planorbidae. The record is from RefSeq and is a predicted model, not a curated record. Bases 215 to 1015 code for a protein of 266 amino acids. The transcript is spliced from 4 exons.
GUUAAGUUGUACACCAAUGAAGACGCCUGGUAAACGGAAGUGGCUGAAAUGUAUACAAUAUUGAACAUAUUCCCUUUUUCUCUAUCCAUUGCAUGAAAUAGAGCUAUAGAGCUGUAACAGACACACUCGAAUUUCAAAGUGGUUAAGACCUCGUUACCUACAUUCUAUUUGUACCUGUUAGAACAUCUUUGGCUUUAAGAGAGCGUCUCAGGCAAUGGAAGACCUCGCCUACCAACAUGAGUCAGACUUGUUUUACGCUCGGCUGCAACAAUUCAGCAGAGAAAGAUCACAUUCGUUCCUCGAGCGGUGCAUGCUUGUGGUUCUAAUCAUCAAAUAUUUCAUGUUGACAAUGAAAAGAAUAUUUGUGGUUUUAAGGAAUGAGCCACUGGAACCACAAGAUUUGGAUGAAAAUAGCGACAAAUCAGUUGAGAUUGAGAUAAAGAUCCACAAUUUGACGUGCCAGUGUCAGUACGAUGACGAGAGGUUCAGAAGAAAUGCUUGGACUAAGAAAUGGCGGCUGUAUAAUAAAUCAGUGCGAAGGAGAAAGACGGCCAUCAGGAAGUCUCAGCCUGAUCUGGAGAUGGAUAAAAAAGGGGCUGCGCUUGACAAAGAGAGGGUUGAGCGUGACAAAGUGAAGGCUGAGUGUGACAUAGAUCAAGAUGAGCAGAUCGAGAGCAACAAAGAUCAGGCUGAAAAUGACCCAGAUCAGGCUGAACGUGACCCAGAUCAGGUUGAACAUGAUGGAGAUCAGGCUGAACGUGACCCAGAUCAGGCUGAACAUGACGGAGAUCAGGCUGAACAUGACGGAGAUGAGGCUGAACAUGACGGAAAUCAGACUGAACAUGGCGGAGAUCGAGCGGCGCGUAAAACAGAUAGUGUUAACGAGCAGGCUAGGCAGCAAGCUAGUCUUCAAGCUGAGCGUACCUGGGAGCAGGAGGGAGAGAGGGUUAAAGAUCUCGUUGAACGCGAUCGAGAACGGUCUGAAAGAAGUCAAGAAGAGACUACAAAAAUGUAACUCUUGUCUGCAAUAUGGAAACUUUCUUGAAUGAAUCAAAGAUACACUCAACAAGCUGAGCAUCCUUCAAGGAAAUGGCUUCAUCAGUUGCUAUGAAUGACAAACAAAUGUUUAGUUUUAUUUGUUUAUAAUUUAUGAUCUUUAGUAUUCCUCAUUUCUAAUAAACAUCCAGUGCCUAAGGUGACUUUUUAAACAUCAAAUAUGUGAACAAAUAUUACAUUGAUAAAAACUAUGCUUGUAUGAUAAGUAUUUUACAUUGCAGAUCUUAGUAAGAAAAUAGAUAUAAUUAUGCUAUUGUUUAUAUAUCUUUGAAUAUAUUGCUUAUCAAACACCUUUUCUAUCAACAACACUGAUGGUACAUAUCUUUAAUAAUAUUUUUUGUCAUAUGCAUUGUACAUGUAAAAAAUCUUUGAUAUUACGUAUCUAGAUAAAACAGAGCUUAAUAAAUCAUUAUUUAUAAUCCUA